AUGGCCACCACCACCGUCAACAAUGCCUCCUCUCAGUCUGUCGCGGAGAUGGCUAUUGCGACGGCUGUCAGCCUACUAGGCCCUGGCGCCGUCGUUCCAGCCCGCAAGCUUAGCGAACUUGAACGCGGUCUCCCAGUGUAUGACACCCUCACACUAAUUCUUCCAUUCUCCCCUCGUACAGAGUUUUGGUGGAAGAAAUACGGGGGUCCCUUUGCUUCCUUGCUCGACACAUCCGGGUACUCGCAUGUCGCACAGGCCAGGUUUCUGUGCUUCGUGUACGCGUCGGUGAUAGAGCUCUUGCCACCGCAAGAUCCCUCCCUUGUGGACUCUAUGAUGACUUUUGACGGAAGUCCUGUUGAGCCCAGCUGGGUACUUCCCUCCCCCGAGGAAGUUGCUUCAGGCAAGAUCAAGCCUCGACAGCUCCGUUUUGCAAUCGAACCGGCGCAUCCUGUAUCCGGUCGACGGCUGAGAGGUUCAGUUGUGUUGGAUUACCUAACCUCACCUCGUGGUAGCCUUGGCUUGGUUGUCUCUGGAGAGGAUAGCAUGAGCUGGAGAUUGAAAACUGAGCAGCUCUUGUUCCCAGAUUACGAAGGGGACGAAAUUACAGACGGGAGUCGAUUCUACGUUGGAUUCGAUUUCUCGCACAACGGCACGAUCACGCUGAAGGCGUACUACCUUCCCGCACCUCCGUCGUCUGAGCCUGCUCCUGCAGAGGGUUUCGAUUACGAACCUCUCCGCCAUCUCGUUCCUCAUCUAGAUCCAGCGCUUAUGAAACCUUUGGAGCUACUGCUUUCCUAUUUGGAGACCCUCGAAGACCGGUACAAACCUCGUAUCGCAAUCAUAUCGAUGGAUUGCGUAAAGAGUAGCGAGAACCGUCUCAAGAUCUACUUCCGCGCCAUAGAGGGAAGCUCCUGGUCGGAUGCCGUGAGAGCCUUCACCAUGGGUGGACCUGAUAUACCUCCGGAGUACUAUGACGGGGGAGAGGACAGCAACGGAGUGUGCGUGGAUAGUUUGAAGCGCCAGCAUCCGGUUGGAGGGCUGGCGUACUACUACUCUCUCGUGGCAGGCAAGGAUUUUCUGUUCCCUAAGCUUUACCUCCCUGUUGCAUGCUAUUGUCGCGACGACGAAUUCAUUGCCCAGGCUAUCGAGGAGUUUUACAAGGGUUGUAAUAAAAAUCCAAUGUCCCCUCGAGAUUUGGGAGUAGGCUCAGAGGGAUGGGUAGCCAGAGAGGUUUCCGACGCUUUUAAUCAUCGGCCCCUCGCAAAAUCGGCGGGUAUCCACACCUACUUCGCAUUCGCCUACAAGAAGAAUGGGUUUGAAUUGUCGAGUUACUUCUCCCCUGAGCCUUUCUUGUAA
Coprinopsis cinerea okayama7#130 is the source of this 1356-nucleotide messenger RNA. RefSeq lists its product as hypothetical. NCBI's taxonomy places the organism in Eukaryota, Fungi, Basidiomycota, Agaricomycetes, Agaricales, Psathyrellaceae. The coding region runs from base 1 to 1356 and encodes 451 amino acids. Gene Ontology annotation, molecular function: transferase activity, transferring alkyl or aryl (other than methyl) groups. Gene Ontology annotation, biological process: alkaloid metabolic process. The transcript has 8 exons. The record is from RefSeq and is a predicted model, not a curated record.